AUGCUAGAUAUAAUCUCUAUUAAUAUCAGUGGACGAAAAUUCGAACUUGACAAAUGUUACUUUAAAAAAUUUCCAAAAACAUUAUUGGGAAAUCCUUUGAAAUUAAAUGAAUAUUUUGAUAAGACUAGAAACGAAUAUUUUUUUGACCGACAUCGAGACAGUUUUGAAGGAAUUAUAAAUUAUUACCAAAAUGAGGGAAACCUAAAAAAACCAGGAAACGUCGAUAUAGACAUAUUUACAAGAGAAGUAGAAUUUUUUGAAAUUGAUCGUCGGUCGAUCGAAAAUAUGUAUGCUGACGAAGGAAUUGGUCCAUAUUACGUUCCGAAAGAAAUAAAUAUCCCAGAAAAUUUUUUUUUGAGAUUUAUAUGGAUAACUUUAAAGUUUCCUGAUUUAUCUAUGAGUGGAAAGAUUAUUCAAAUAUUUUCAAAUCUUUUAAUUUUGCUUUCCAUUGCAAAUUUAUGUUUGCGCACUUAUCCACACAAUGAUAUAAGGAUAGAAAGUCUUUCCAAAAUUAAUUAUAUUUUUGCAAUUGAAGUUCUGUUUACAACAUAUUUUACAAUUGAAAUGAUCAUUCGCUUAUUUUUGAUUUAUAAAAUUAUUUCAGAAUGUUUUUCUGGAAAAUUUAUAGUUGACAUUUUAAGCAUUUCACCGUUAUACAUACAAACUAUAUUUGAAGUUAUAUAUGCUCAUGGAUUAAUCAAACACAGUAUAUUGUACACAAUUAACCAGAUUUGUUUAAUAAUCCAAAUAAUUCGAAUAUUUAAGUUAUCAAAUAAUUUAACUGGUCUAGAAAUACUGGGAAAAGCUAUUUUUUAUUCACUUGAUUGUUUGACGCUAAUGCUGGUUUAUUUUAUGAUCACAAUUCUCUUUUAUUCGUCGUUAAUUUAUUACGCAGAAUUAACCAAUGUCAAUAGUAACUUUUUAAGCAUUCCGGAUGCAUUUUGGUGGGCUAUUAUUACAAUGACAACUGUUGGAUAUGGAGAUAAGCGACCAUUGGGAGUUUAUGGAAAAAUUGUGGCAGGUUUCUGCUCUCUUUCUGGAAUAUUAAUCAUAUCAUUCCCAAUUCCAGUGAUAGUUUCAAAAUUUACAUUUUUAUAUAAGAAAAAAUUUAAAAUGCCAUCAGAAAUUUCACAUGAAACUUUACACGACACGUCGACACCGCUGAUGCCUAAUCUGUUCACGGGAAGUGCUGAGGCGACUGUACGUGCCAGAGGACAGAUCGCAAAGACAGUUGGUGUUUGGGGAGGUCAAAUGUAG
Octopus sinensis (East Asian common octopus) is the source of this 1257-nucleotide messenger RNA. RefSeq names its product potassium voltage-gated channel protein Shaker-like. Gene Ontology annotation, biological process: protein homooligomerization; potassium ion transmembrane transport. Lineage: Eukaryota; Metazoa; Mollusca; Cephalopoda; Octopoda; Octopodidae. The transcript is spliced from 2 exons. The record is from RefSeq and is a predicted model, not a curated record. Gene Ontology annotation, cellular component: voltage-gated potassium channel complex; membrane. Gene Ontology annotation, molecular function: delayed rectifier potassium channel activity. Bases 1 to 1257 code for a protein of 418 amino acids.